This is a messenger RNA of Trematosphaeria pertusa, 657 nucleotides long. RefSeq lists its product as uncharacterized. Lineage: Eukaryota; Fungi; Ascomycota; Dothideomycetes; Pleosporales; Trematosphaeriaceae. The coding region runs from base 116 to 493 and encodes 125 amino acids. The record is from RefSeq and is a predicted model, not a curated record. The transcript has 3 exons.
CAGGCUCCGGUUCUGUGGCUGGUGCCGAGGCGGAAUGUUGAGGUGCUUCUCGAAUGGAGUCAGAUCGGGAGCUGGGAAGAAGUGUUUCGACUAGUCGAAACCUUGGAAACUUCGCAUGCGUCCGCCAUCCGAAUGGCUCAAUACGGCCUUCGCAGCUGUCACCUGCCACGAGUCACUCAUGGGCGCACGUGUGAACGAAUGGUGCUCGCCGGUAUACAAUAGGGAACGAGCCUUUGGUGUCUCUCUCAUUUGCAUACUUUUAUUUUUGGCGCUUUUUCUUGGAUUCGCAGGCUUCAGGUGUGAACAUGCUUCAUCGUGUCUAGAGUUCGAGUGUUUUUCGUCCCCAUCUCCCGUCCGCGUCUCUCCUACCCAGAAUACCACGCGACCAACACUGCCUAGGAGCGACACCUUCUCACGGCCCCUGAAUCGAGGGGAUCUCGCGUCCAAGUUAAACCACUUAGAUAUUCUUCUCUGCGUCCCGAAGUACGCUUGAGGUGUGCUUCAAUCGCAGCCUUGCUCUUCGUUAGCAUGUGAAUCUUCAACGAAAAAACUGAUCUUGUUCACUCUCGUGAACGCGAAGAGCAGAGUCCGGCUAAUCAUCUCUUCACCAAUCUGCAUAGACGUAAUGGAGACGUUUCACCGACGCUUCAACGCACA